GUGUCAGAAUUUUUCAUCAAGGUAUUCGGACUUCAGAAGCUGAUGUUGAAAGAUUAAUCGUGGGCCACAUGAAUUCAUUAGACAGGCCGGAUCCAGCCUGCGGGCCGUAUGUUGGCCAUGCCUGAGUUAGGGUCUUGUUUAGCAUCACUGUUAAAUAGACUUGUUUCUAUUUAUACUAGCUUUAUAUAUGUUUUCAAGAAUGAAUAAUAAACAUGUAUAAAAAAAUCAGGCAAUAACUUCAACUACCUUAAGAUACAUUAUGUGGAAUCUUCUAAAUUGUGCAGCUCCUGCAUUCAUCUUCAAGCAGAACUAGAGGGACCACCUUGUGCAUGAGGAGUUAGUCUCUCUAGUUAUCCUUAAAUUGUAGUAAUACUUUAGUGUAACAAAUUUAUUCAGUGUAAAUUUAUUAAAAUAUAUUUAUUUUUACAAAAUACUUUUCUGUAUAAAAUUGAUUUUGAAAAAAAGCAGUUGUCCUUCUUGAGUUUUCCUUGUAAGUAUUCAUAUCCCUGAUUAGUAUCUUCAAAAUUACAUUAUAUUUAACAUUAUGAUAAUACCUCUGAUCUCGAGUCCUCUUUUUCUCGAGUUCUUCCUUGCAUUGAAUUGGAUUGUUGAUCCCAGUGAACACCCUAUAUAACAUAUUUUUAUACUCCUUAAGUCAAAUAAAAUUUCAAGCAUCUUGACUUUGUCUCUCUUUAGUUAAAUGCAGCAGGUGCUGACCAGCUUAAGUUUAUUAAGUUGGAUAUGAAUCCUUCUAGUGCAUUGUUUAGUAAGGUAGCUUGAAUAUAGCUGGAUGAGUACGCCAAUGACAUAAAGUUGAUAAUUUAACAGAAAGUGUGUUUCUUGUAUCAUAUCAAGCAGCUUAGAAGUUAUGUUCUUUGCUUGAUUUUUUUGUCACAGUGUGCUAAAGUUUAUUUUAGUGUUUUGUUUUUAAAUUUAUGGUAUUUAUAUACAGUUCUAAUAAUGAUUCAAAUAAAUAUCAUGGACUUAAAUGUAUCACAAAAUUGCAUCCCUUAUUCUACUGUUUUAUGCUUUGUCUGAAUAAAAAUAUUUUUGAUUUUUUUAAUAUAGUUAUUGCCAUAUGUAGGAUUCACCAUAACUCAAACUGGCCAAGUAAAACAUAAAGCCAACAUGUCUUUUGGUGUUAUUUAAUAAUUAAACAUAAAAAUUAAAAAGUAAAUGCAAGCAUUUCUGAGAAAACAACUUUAAAACAAAGCAUUAAAACUAUUCUCUAACAAGAUUGCAUUUACUAGUAUGAUAACAUUAAAGAUAGAUACUGAAGGAUACAAAGAGAUGACAUCCAUCUUUUUUUAGAAGUGGAAAGACAAAGGUGAAAUGUAAGUUCUUAUUGUAUCUGAACCUUGGCAGUAGUAGAGGAAUAACAAGAUAAAAUGAUAUUAUCAAAUUUCCCAUCACAGAAAUUCCCCAAAACCAUGGACAUGAGAUAUAUAAGUGCAUUCAUUAAUGAACAAAACUCAAAGCAGUAAGUAAAAAUGUAGUUCCUGUUAAACUAACCACUUAAAAAUUAAACUGAUUAGCUUGAAAAGGUUUGGAAAAGUUUGAAAAGUUGUCAUUUCCAUUAUUUUCAGCUAAAAGUAUCAGAUCUACAGUAUACAUAUAAAGCUACAAGUUGGCAUUGAAAUGAUUAUAAGGUUCUUGCACCAUUUACAUUUUCUUCAAUAGAUUUGCAAAACAUUGAUUUCUAAAAAGGAACUAGUCAUUGAUUAUGCCUGUCUCAACAUAAUGUUUCAAUUUACAUAGUUUUGUAGGUAGUGUGCUAUUAUUUCACUGCAAAUGUACUGAAUGAAGCAUACUUCAGAGAAUAAUGGCUAGUACUUCCUCUUUACUUUUAUUUGUUUAGCACUUGUAUGAGUACUAAACAGUUCUUCAAUUUCUUUCAAAAUGACCUGUAAAUUACUUAUACUCUUUUCAAACUACCUGAUUCAAUUGUAUAUACGGUAAAGAAAGUAUUUCACUAGAAAUAAACAAAAUAAAGAUGUAGGCCUAUCUUUUAUUAAAAAGAGAGAUUUUAUGAUCAUAACUUCAAAGUUUUUUUUAGCUGCUAAUAUUGAUUCUCUUAUUUUCUAUUAACCUCUUGUUUGAGUGUCAGAAAAGCAAAGAAAGAGCCCUUUCCAGCUUUUCACAGUAAUAAAUUUGAUGAAGUUCAUACUAGACAUUUCCUUUACGUGAAUUUAUUUUAUAAUUACAUUAAAUAAUAAUAAUUAUUAUUUUCAAUUACAGAAUUUCAAAUUCUACCAUGAAGUAGAUGAUGUGGUUCCAAAUUAAAAUUAGAUUAUUUCUAAGAAGAUUUCAUCAAAAAUUUUUAUCCGAUAUAAAGGAUAAACCAAUAGUAAUAUUUUUAAUUGUAUUUAUUAUCAUUUGCAUUCUUCUACCUCUUCGGUCACCUGCAGGAACAGGAUAUAAUUAUUUAACAUUUCCAGAAAUUAGGAAUGAUUUAGUUAAAUGUGUUAAUUUUAGUUCAACUUCUACACAUCUUCAGUGUCCAUCAAUACCAGAUAAUUUAGGUUCUUUUACUAAAGUUCAGAAAGUAGUCAAUGAAACCCUUUUAAGGACUUUAUCAAAAAGAUUAGAAAUAAGACCUGGAGGAUUGUGGCAUCCUCAACAUUGUCAACCUUUGUAUAAAGUAGCUAUUAUUGUACCAUACAGAAACAGAGAACAUCAUUUAAAACUGUUUUUACAACAUAUGCAUUUGUUUCUUCAAGCACAAUUAUUAGAUUAUGGAAUAUUUAUUGUUGAACAGAGUGAAAAACAUGAUUUUAAUAGAGGAAAAUUAUUUAAUAUUGGUUUUAUAGAAGCUCUGAAAUUAUAUGAUUACUGCUGUUUUGUUUUUCAUGAUGUUGAUUUGUUACCUGAAAAUCCUCAGCAUAUUUACAGUUGUUCUAAACAACCUCGUCAUAUGUGUUCUGCAUUAGAUACAUUCAGAUAUGUACUUCCUUACAAAGAUAUAUUUGGAGGUGUUGUUGCAUUCAGUAAAGAACAAUUUAUUAAAAUAAAUGGCUACAGUAAUAAUUUCUUUGGAUGGGGAGGAGAAGAUGAUGAUUUGGCUGAUAGAUUAAAGUCAAAGGAAUUAGAAAUUACUAGAUGGGAACCAAAAAUAUCUCAGUUUACAAUGAUUUUUCAUAAUAAGGCGGUUCCCAAUCCUGAAAGAGUAGCUGGAGUGCAAUCUAUUAAUCUGAAAAAUGUCAAUUUUAAUGUGAAUUAAAUAAACAAUUUAUGGGUUUUGGGAGAAAAAGAAAGCAAUCUUGUGGCUUGUUAAAUUGGACCAUGUGUGGUCCAGUCCAGUCAUAAAAUCAUUUACAAUGGCACGAAAACAACUGUAAUUAAGCAAGUAAACAUGUGGGAGGAGGACCACCUACAUUCAGGUCAGCACAGACAUGAAAGAAAACUUUGUACACAAAUGUCUUUCUGAUUGGUCAGAAGUCGACUCCCAAAAAACAUUUAAAUUAGGGAGAAGAUUGGAGUAAAAGAGGUGGAGAGUAAGGCUCGGAGCUGAUAGCACUUAAAUCUUAAAUACUUGGCAAGUCUGCUGAGGAUAGGGAGAGAAGUUACACUUUUCUGGAAAGAACACUCAGGUAUGGAUGUGAUCUGAGAUUGGACAAAAAGUGCAGACAGAGCCUAUCCAUGGUCCAGAAAUCAUCGAGGAAAUAUCCAAUCCCCAAUUAUUCCAGUCUAGCCUUGAUCAUUUGUGUGUUAAUCUGUAGUGUGGUGCCGGGAUAAAUUGUAUAUUUCUGUAAAUAA
Molecule: messenger RNA, 3756 nt
Organism: Centruroides sculpturatus (bark scorpion)
Lineage: Eukaryota; Metazoa; Arthropoda; Arachnida; Scorpiones; Buthidae
Product: beta-1,4-N-acetylgalactosaminyltransferase bre-4-like
Exons: 7
Coding region: 2264-3220 (318 amino acids)
Biological process (GO): carbohydrate metabolic process; glycosphingolipid biosynthetic process
Molecular function (GO): N-acetyl-beta-glucosaminyl-derivative 4-beta-N-acetylgalactosaminyltransferase activity
Source: RefSeq, a predicted model, not a curated record